Thlaspi arvense is the source of this 2562-nucleotide messenger RNA. The record is from the annotation of a GenBank genome assembly. NCBI's taxonomy places the organism in Eukaryota, Viridiplantae, Streptophyta, Magnoliopsida, Brassicales, Brassicaceae.
AUGGACCACUCCUCUGUUCUUGUUGAUCCUCUGUUUCUAUUACAUUCAUGGAAUUACAACCAUGAAACUCCAUGUUCUUGGAGAGGAGUCUCUUGUAAUAACGACUCCCAAGUCGUGACUCUGUCUCUCCCCAAUUCUCAGCUCUUGGGUUCGAUUCCUUCUGAUUUGGGUUCUCUCAAAACACUUCAAAGUCUCGAUCUUUCCAACAAUUCCUUCAAUGGGCCAUUACCGGUUUCUUUUUUCAACGCAACAGAGCUCCGGUUACUCGAUCUCUCCAGUAAUAUGAUCUCCGGCGAAGUCCCUGCAGCAAUCGGCGAUCUUCACAGCCUUCUAACCCUUAAUCUCUCCGACAAUGCCUUGGCGGGAAAGUUACCCGCCAACUUGGUGACACUGAGAAACUUGACGGUGGUUUCUCUGGAUAACAAUUACUUCUCCGGCCAAAUUCCCGGCGGGUGGAGAGCUGUUCAGUUCCUGGACUUGUCAUCGAAUCUGAUCAAUGGUUCACUACCACCGGAUUUCGGCGGCGAGUGUAUCCGGUACCUGAAUGUCUCGUUCAAUCAAAUCUCCGGCGAAAUUCCACCGGAGAUCGGUGCUAAAUUCCCCAGAAACGCCACCAUUGAUCUUUCCUUCAACAAUUUAACCGGUUCAAUUCCGAAUUCUCCGGUUUUCCUUAACCAGGAAUCAAAUUUCGUUUCCGGGAAUCCGGGCCUAUGCGGCGACCCGACCCGAAACCCGUGUCCCAUCACAUCAUCACCUUCAAUCGUCUCCGACGCCGACGCACCAACGUCUACGCCGGCAAUCGCCGCCAUACCGAACACAAUCGGUUCAACCCCGGUUACCGAUCCAACAACACAACAAUCCAACCCGAAUCCCCGAACUGGUUUACGACCCGGAGUUAUAAUCGGGAUCGUACUCGGAGACAUCGCCGGAAUUUCAAUCCUCGCCGUUAUUUUCCUAUACAUCUACAGAUGCAAGAAGAACAUGAGCGUGGAUAACAACAUCAACAACAAGCAACGAAAAGAAACAGCGGACACAAUUACGCUAUCACCAUCUUCAUCUUCUUCUUCCUCACCAGACGAAUCGAGAAGAUUCGCGAAAUGGUCGUGUCUACGAAAAGAUCCCGAAACGACACCGUCCGAUGAAGAGGAGGACGAAGAAACCGGUUACAAUGGAGAUCAACGGUCGGGAGACAACGGAGAGAACAAGCAAGGGACGUUGGUGACCGUUGAUGGAGAGAAGGAGAUGGAGAUUGAGACUCUGCUUAAGGCUUCGGCUUAUAUUCUAGGAGCCACCGGCUCGAGUAUUAUGUAUAAAGCCGUUCUCGAGGACGGAGCGGUUUUCGCGGUUCGUCGGCUCGGUGAGAAUGGCCCCACGCCAAGCCCGAGUCCAAGCUCGGUGGGCCCAUUGUCGCCUUACUGUGCACCAGAGACUUUCCGGAGCCUAAAACCAAGCCCGAAAUGGGACGUUUUCGGCUUCGGAGUGAUCCUACUCGAGCUUCUCACGGGGAAGAUCGUGUCCGCCGAAGAGAUUGGGCUAGGAAAUGGACUGACGGUAGAGGAAGGACACCGUGCACUGAGAAUGGCCGACGUGGUGAUCCGCGGCGAGUUAGAGGGCAAAGAAGACUUUUUACUCAGUUGUUUCAAGUUAGGAUUUAGCUGUGCAUCUCCUGUUCCUCAAAAGAGGCCAACGAUGAAGGAAUCUUUGGCUGUUCUUGAAAGAUUCCCUCAUAACUCCUCUGUUGUGUAUGUAGUGUUUUCUUGUUUAAGCCAAUUUGAUCUUAUUGCUAACUUGUUGCGCCUCUCCGUCUCCUCCGCCGAAGUUUCAGAGGCAGAGAGAGAGACGAAACCACGGAGAGGAAGUGAGAUCACCGGUGGUGCGGCAAUGGAAUCCAAAACCACGGCUGUUUCUGCCGCUGACGAUCUUCAAUCGAGCGAUGGCGUCUCGUCGUCGUCGUCUCCAGCCGACGCGGUUGCUCGGCUGACCCACGCAUUGUCGCAGCGGCAACAGCAUCUGCUCGAUAAAACGGUUCCUCACGUUCUGUACCGUUGGAUCUCAUGCCUCGUCGUUGUCCUCAUCUACGCCGUCCGCGUCUACUUCGUCGAAGGCUUCUACAUCAUCACAUACGCGAUCGGAAUCUACAUUCUGAACCUCCUCAUUGCUUUCCUCUCUCCCCAGGAAGAUCCCGAGGCUUCUCUCGGAGGCGGGAGUCUUCCUACUCGCGGAUCCGAUGAAUUCCGACCAUUCGUCCGCCGUCUCCCCGAAUUCAAGGUAUCGAUCACUAGAGCUUUUGUGAUCGGGUUCGUAAUGACGUUCUUCCAAGUAUUCGAUGUUCCUGCAUUCUGGCCAAUACUACUAUUCUACUGGGUGAUGCUUUUCUUCCUCACGAUGAGGAAACAAAUUCAACAUAUGAUCAAAUACAGAUACGUCCCCUUCUCUUUCGGGAAGCAGCGAUACGGGAAAAAAACACCUUCGAUGGAGAGCAGUGAUCGACCCUCGAGCAAGGAUGAAGUAGAAGAAAAAUGGAAUCCGAGAGACUUUAGGCUUGUGGCAGAUCUUUGUUAG